Molecule: messenger RNA, 1713 nt
Organism: Vigna unguiculata (cowpea)
Lineage: Eukaryota; Viridiplantae; Streptophyta; Magnoliopsida; Fabales; Fabaceae
Source: RefSeq, a predicted model, not a curated record
AUGAUAGUGGCUCAUGCAGAAAAGAAUAGUACCGCCGAGAAGAUCAGUGUGAUUCCAGUCGUGGAGGAGUAUGCCGACGUAUUUCCAGAUGAAAUACCCGAGUUGCCACCGAGUAGGGAUGUGGAUUUCUCCAUUGAUCUCAUCCUUGGGGCUGGCCCAGUAUCCAUGGCGCCGUAUAGAAUGGCACCCGUAGAGUUGGCAGAGUUGAAGAAGCAAAUAGAAGAUUUGCUUGAGAAGAAGUUCAUUCGGCCGAGCGCAUCACCUUGGGGAGCACCGUUUGUUGUCGUGUUUAUUGAUGACAUAUUGAUAUACUCGGAGGAUCGGGAUGUACAUGCAGGUCAUCUGAGAGUGGUGCAAGGAAUUCUCAGAGAGCAUAAACUGUAUGAGAAGUUGUCAAAGUGUGAAUUUUGGUUGGAUGAGGUACAAUUCUUGGGUCAUGUAAUCUCAGCCCAAGGUAUAUCGGUGGAUCCAGCGAAGAUUGAAACAGUGGUGAAGUGGGAAAGACCACAAACGGUUACUAAGGUGAGGAGCUUCUUGGGUCUGGCGGGUUAUUACAGGCGGUUUGUGGAGGGGUUCUCCAAGUUGGUGAGUCCCUUAACUCAACUCACUAGGAAGGAUCAGCCUUUCUCUUGGACAGACGAGUGUGAGGUCUGCUUUGAGGAUAUGAAGAGGAGAUUGACUACUGCACCCAUAUUGGCUAUUCCUGACACCGCCAAGACGUUUGAGGUAUACUGUGAUGCUUCAUACCAGGGUUUAGAUUGUGUGUUGAUGCAGGAGAAACGACCCAUUGCUUAUACAUCUUGUCAAUUGAAGAAAGAAUUGAAUAUGAGGCAGAGGCGCUGGAUGGAAUACCUGAAGGACUACGACUUUGAGCUAUUAUACCAUCCUGGUAAGGCUAAUGUUGUAGCAGACGCUUUGAGCAGGAAGAAAUCUCAUGUGUCGGCCAUGAUGAUUAAGGAGUUGGAGUUGAUCGAUAAGCUGCGAGAUAUGAAUCUGGGAUUGGAUAUGGAGACAGAUCACAUACGGUGCAGCAUGUUGAAGAUCACUAAUGAAUUCUUUGAUGAGAAAGCGAAAAUAGAGCAUCAGAGGCCAGGUGGUACGUUAGAGCUUCUUGAGACUCCCCAGUGGAAAUGGGACAACAUUUCCAUGGAUUUUGUUACUCAUCUACCGAGGUCAGUGAGGGGGCAUGAUUCUAUAUGGGUAAUAGUGGAUCGACUGACGAAGUGCGCUCACUUUCUACCUAUUAAUCAGAAGAUGUCCCUAGAUAAGCUGGCAGAGUUGUACGUCAGGGAGAUAGUCCGAUUACAUGGUGUGCCUGAGAGUAUCAUAUCGGAUAAAGAUCCAAGGUUUACCUCGAGGUUCUGGCAAUCGUUGCAGAACACUUUGGGUACUCAGUUGAAGAUGAGCUCGGCAUAUCAUCCUCAAACGGAUGGCCAGUCUAAGAGAACCAUACAGUCUCUAGAGGACUUAUUGAGAACGUGUGUUCUGGAUCACCUAGGGACUUGGAGUGAUGUGCUACCACUAGUGGAGUUCACUUAUAAUAAUAGCUACCAUUCCAGCAUUGGAAUGGCACCGUAUGAGGCCUUGUAUGGCAGGAGGUGUCGAACACCUUUGUGUUGGCAGCAUGAUGGGGAAGUUGUGGUACUUGGUCCAGAGUUCUUACAACAGACGCGUGCGUGCAACUCAGAGUCGGCAGAAAUCCUACGCAGAUAA